Molecule: messenger RNA, 1479 nt
Organism: Peniophora sp. CBMAI 1063
Lineage: Eukaryota; Fungi; Basidiomycota; Agaricomycetes; Russulales; Peniophoraceae
Source: the annotation of a GenBank genome assembly
AUGUCUGAUUCGUGUUGGAAGACCUACCUGGAACGCGCGGCUUCCGCACCACUUACUGUGAAAAGCCGAUGGCACCGCACUCGCGACAGUCGUCGACAUGAUGUUAAGGCCAACUUCCAGCAAAUUCAACACUACGAUCUCCAGAUCUCUCCUUUGGACACCGAGAUCCUCGACCAAGCUCUUCCAGAGGACGCUCCGAACCUACACUCCCUGAUCGUCGAAUGUGACGAAGACUUGAUGGAAUAUCAUGAGCGGUAUGGCAACGAGUGGAGCUCAUCUUUGAACAACUUUUUAUUCGACCUCGCCCCUGCUUUGCAAUCGCUACAUCUUGGUCUCCUGCAGUUCCCAUGGGGAAUGCACUCGACGACCCUUCGUGUAUUGCGCCUCUCUACCUACACCUACAAUCAUGACAUCUCCGAUGAUGAAAUGGCCCACCACGAGUUUGAUUACGUUCUAGAGACGCUCCGGGGAAUGGCUUGCCUGGAAGUACUUGAGCUUCAAGGCGACAUCCUCUUCAGGCCUCCAUCGCACACACCUACUCCCAGCGUAUCAUCCUCCCUUCGCGAACUGUCUUUGAACGGCACAAUGUCUCGCAUAGGUUAUGUACUGGCCGCAUACAAAGCCAGCCCCAACUUGUAUGUCCAGCUCAUAUCAAGAGAGCACUAUGAUGAACGAGAUCUGGAGAUCAUCCCCGAAACGAUGGAGGACUGGACCAGUGACUGCGCACUUGCUGCAGACAUUCUUCAUAGCCAUCUUCCGAGCCGUCACCCUGAAGAACCACCCUAUCUCACGGCGCUGCAACUCGUGUACAGGGGCGUCUUCUAUGGGAUAUCCCUACGACUCGGGCACGUCCCGUUCUCUCCGCUUGACCCGUACCCUAAGACGACCGAAGAACGCACUACCCAUCCCUCACUCAAUAUAGACGUUUCUCCACAGAAGCCGCACGCUCGUGACGCAACGUCUCUUCACGCCAAAACGCUGAAGCUCGCACGCGGCAUUCCGGAUACAUAUGUUGGACAUCUCCGACAUCUGACGCUCUCUGGCUUGUACUGGCCGCACAAUGACGUUGUUGCAUACUUCGAGCAUGCCAAGUCUGUCGAGUCGUUGUCGAUGUAUGCAUUCGCGGAGUUCACCGGAAACGACAAGAUGGCCCGCAAUGCUGCUUCGUUCCUCACCUCUCUCAUCUGCACUAUGACUGCCCAGUCUGACGUUGUUCCCUCGGAACCCCACAAGCCGCAACUUCUACCCGCUCUCCGCGAUCUGCACAUCAGCGGCAUAUCGUUUGCCUACGAGGUCGAACACGAUGGACGUGAUACAACAUUGGACACAGCCUUGACCGCUGGUCUCACCAUGCGUCUGCAGAGUGGCCACGGCCUGGAAACCCUUCAGCUCGAGGAUUGCCGUGAUCUUGAGAGAAAUGUCGCCGAUCUCUGGGCCAGUAUCGUGGCCCAAGUUACUCAGACAAGCAAAGAAGAGUAA